CCCACUUCCCGUACGUUUAAACCAAGAUCGUGUUUUGAAACAGUGCUAGAACUCUCUAGUGCCAGAUUACAACAGUAUAAACCUGGCUUCUUACACGUGUUGUUCGACAUCUGGGUCCGCUAGCACGAAAGUAAAUGAAUACUCCCUCGGAAGAAAAUGAGAAAAGACAUCGCGAGAACGUUUCUACGCCUGAAAGUGAACCGAAUGUGCUGGAAGCAAGCACGGUGAAGUGUUUUCCCGCUGUCAAACGCAGUUUUCGUCAAAAACAGAGUAAUUGGAGAUGGAGAUGGAAGUAUUUCACUCGGGCCCUGCAGCCAAUCUCAGAACAAGGCGAAAACACAAGAGAUGAUGUAAAUAAAGUUGAUGAGAAUGACCGAAAUUCAGCAGGGGUUGGGAGUAAUGAAAGGGAUCUAGAAAGAGAGAGCAUAGAUUUACACAAUAAAGAUAAAGUGGAUUGUGCUUAUGACUUAAAGGAUGAAAAUGGUGGAAAUGAUAAUCAAGAAUCACUGGCAUCUAAAGAAGAUUACAGUGCCUGUAACAAACUAAUUGAGAAGUUUCAAGAAGCAGUGUUAGACAAUGCAGUAAGAAUCAUCCAAGCUGCUUUUAAACGUUUCAGAGAAAGACGUCAUUUUCUGAAACUAAAGAAAGCAGCCACUGUAAUACAAAGGAGUGUAAGACAGUGGCUUCAAUUAAGACAGACUAAUGAAUGGCCUCGGCUAAAAUUUCCAAAGCAUGAAGGAAAGCUUGAAAUGGGGAAACAAAAGAAUGGUUCAAAGCCAGAUCCACUGAAUGCAGAUGUUGACUAUAGUCAUGCUGAAAGCAAGGAAAAAGAAGAUGAAAAACAACCAUCAAAUGAAGGAUUUGAGGAUAAAAGAGCCAACUGCCAGUGUAACUGCAAGGAACUGAUUCAUGGUAAGGAUGAAAUUUGUGCACAAGAAUCAACUGCAGAUGAAACUGACCAAUUUGACAUUUCAUUUGAUAGUCUUGACACUGAGUCUUUCAUGGGGAGUGCUGAUAAUCUCAGUGAAACAGAUGUCUGCAUAGACCAGAAUGGAGAGAAUUGUGCCAUUGGUGAUGCAGAUGCUCUCUCACUAGCUGACAGUGGCAUCGACAUGUGUUCUGAUACUGUCCAAGAAGUUGCCAUUAUUGAGGAAUGUGAAUUUUCCAAGAUUGAAAGUACUUUUCCAAAUACCUCAAAUUCGUUUACAAGUGAAACAUCUUAUGACCAAAAAUAAGAAGAAUUUGAUCCUCAUUGGCAUAAGAAUAUCUUGGAAAUAUUUCAAAAUCUCAAAAAAAAUUUUCCUUUACAGAUUUAUCUGAUAGGUGAAAGUGGACAUAAGUGAAUCUUGGGGGUUUUGUCACUUUUCCUUUUCUUCUGUAUAGUUUCUCAGUGAAAAUAUCAACAAUAUCUUGAUCAUAUAAAUGUAUUGAAGUUUAAGUGAUUGGGUUGAAAAACAAGAAUCAGUGCUCAAUAUAAAAUGUAUUCUAAUGCAGAUUAGAGCUAUUAGUAUUUUUCUCAUGUUUUAUUUUUAACACUUGAACUAUGGACCCAGCUUAAUUUUCAGCUCUGAUGACAAUUCACCCCAUCAGUUUCAAGUUUCUUUUCUUUUCAAGUAUUUUUUCCUACAAUUACUUUCAUUGCAAGUAGUUGCUCUUCAGAUGAUUUCAACACAACUCAACCUGCUUAUAAUGUGAAUCCAAGAAGUGAUUAAUUUGGAACUUCUCCAUACAAUAUUAAUACAUUGUUAAGUAAACUUGUGUUGAGAACAGACCAACUCAUCAGCCAGAGAUUGUCAUUUUGAUAUCACACUAAGUUCUCUCAACCAAUUUUCAGAGAAUUUUAUAACAACCCAACAGGAGAACUACUCUUCUCACAUGUGGAAUGAAAGGGUUAAAAAUAGAUGUUUGUAACAAGCUUUAGAAGCAGCUUCCAAGAGAUGGAUGGAUUGGGUUUUUUGAAAAUUUUCCCCAUUUGCUUACUAGAUGAGCCCACAACAAAUUUUUGUUUGUAGGUGGUAAAUUUAAACUUUGCAAGCUGGUUAGCUUGCAUCACAGUCAGUCUUUACUGCCAGUAGAGAUGCACUGUACCAUGGAUUUUAUCAUGCAUCCAGCUGCCAUGCAGGCUACUAGCUGGUAUGCCAGAGAAGUGUGUCAAAAUAGUUGCACUCACUUGGAAUAGAGGACUUGUUCCAUUCUUCUUAGACAUUGAAAUGAAUAAGAUAAAAUUUAGACAUGUUUGUAUGCCAUUGGAGAAGUCAUUCUUAGUUGGGAUGUGGCUGUAAUGAGAUUUGAAUCUGUGGGUUGGGUUUUCUGAUCUAAACUUAUUUCAAAGUAUAUCUGCACAGUCCUAAUUCAGAUAACUUGAAGUUUGUAUAGUUCACCUUUCUUGAAUUCUUAAGCUGUUUUUUUUUUUGCAUGCUAAUAGCCAAAAAGUAUAAGAAUACCUGUAGUUAGCAAUAACACUUUACUAUAGUCCCAUCCCUAAAAGGAAAGGGGAAAGUAUGUGAAGUAUGAAAUAGUCAUUUUUAAUUCAAUUUGUUGUCCAAAGGUCCCAAAAAAAUGCAUUUAAAGUGGUUUAAAAAAUUUUGUUGAAUUUUAUAUUGAAUUGUGUAUAAAUUAUGGCAGUUGCAUAUUGUCUUCCUCAAUCUUCAGGCAACCAGAAUAUUCAAUGCUUAUUUAUGAUAAAUGCAAGAAAAAUUUUUAAUAAAAUCUGGAAUUGACAAA
This is a messenger RNA of Stylophora pistillata, 2724 nucleotides long. RefSeq lists its product as uncharacterized. The record is from RefSeq and is a predicted model, not a curated record. Gene Ontology annotation, molecular function: protein binding. Lineage: Eukaryota; Metazoa; Cnidaria; Anthozoa; Scleractinia; Pocilloporidae.